Molecule: messenger RNA, 1492 nt
Organism: Xiphias gladius (swordfish)
Lineage: Eukaryota; Metazoa; Chordata; Actinopteri; Istiophoriformes; Xiphiidae
Product: storkhead-box protein 1-like
Exons: 2
Coding region: 327-815 (162 amino acids)
Biological process (GO): positive regulation of transcription by RNA polymerase II
Cellular component (GO): cytoplasm; nucleus
Molecular function (GO): DNA-binding transcription activator activity, RNA polymerase II-specific; RNA polymerase II transcription regulatory region sequence-specific DNA binding
Source: RefSeq, a predicted model, not a curated record
AAAUAGGCCCUAAUACUCUUUGACAGUUGGGGAUAGUUGGCUGCAGUGGACGGCGUGUCAGGUUGCCGAUUUCCCGGGUUUUACAUGUCGCACCUGUGUUUAACGCUUCUAACGCCCUGUCGGAGACUCGGGAUCAGCGCAGAGCGUUUCUUUGACCUUGUAGCCAUUCUUUAACAAGUCUAAACUAGCCUAAAAUUAUCAGGCAGUCUUGGAUAGACCUGGAAAAAAAAAAGGAAAAAAAUCUGCGCAGUAAAAACAAUGUCGUACACUUGAAAAGCAGUCGCUUUCUUUGUUUUCCAUGUGGAUAAACUUUGACGGGAGCAGGCAUGGAGAAGUUCAUUCAGAUAGCUCCGCACUCUCUGGCCCUGGUGCUGUCGCAGGUUUGCGGCGAUGAAGAUGACGAUGACGAUGAAGAUGAGGAGGACUCGCCAUCAUCGCCGGCCGUGCUCUCAGUCCAGUUGCAGCAUCACACCGGCUACGAGGUCUUCGCCAAUUUCAAAGCCGUCAACAUGCAGCAUUUCUGGAACAAGGCGCUGACGCACGCUCUCUCCGAGAUCUUCUUCCUCGGCUGGAUAGAUGAGCAUGUGCUGCUGAUCCAGGGCAAAGAAGUUCACUUGCAAGUCCUCAGGAACGGGUGGACCAGGCGCACACUCAAACCGCCACAGGGCUUUGACAUCGAGUGCAUAGUUGUGUCUCACGGAGUGAGUGUUGAGGGAUGUCAAAUUUUCAGGAGCGAUGCGGGAGUAUUUUCUGUCCAUGUGACAGACAGUCAGUCCUCGUCUAUGUGGUGUCUGUCUGCUUCUGAUCUUGAGUAACUGGCUCUUUAAGGGAACAGCACUCAAAGGUAACAGCUAUGAGAUCAUCGGCUUGCGUUGUCAUGGCAACAAAGGCUGUUGCAGCACUACUGAGAAAUAAAAUGGCUGGCGUGGUGUCGCUCUCCCUCCUCCUCCUCCUCCUCCUCACCCCCCCAUUCCCUUCCCUUCCUCUCCUCUUUCUCUUUGGUAUCAGUGAACUGGAGCAGAUUGGUUGUGACACUGUCCCCCCUCCACCCGUGCCCUGUCCUGCCCUCUCACUUUGCUCCUUAUUCUGUCCCUCCAACCGUCCAUUCACACUCCACACAUGUGAGUCAGCAGGAGUCUGCAGCGAGCAGGAGCUGCCACUCUGGACAUGAUUAAGGUGAUGCUUUGGGCUUUUUCUGUUGGGAGUUCAGCUGCUGUCCACACAGUUUAGUUACUGAAUCAACCAGUGGGAAGCACUGAUGAGAGAGGCCCAAAUCAGCACCGUUAAAGUGAUUCCCUUCGGUUGUGGCUCUGUCAAGUUUUUAGAUUUGGCCUUAGACUCAGGUGAGACACACAGUAUUACAGAACGGGUGAGGGAACAAGAACGGGGAAGGAGGGUGAGGAUGGAAAUUUAGCCAAAGAUUCAAAGCUCUUGCCAUCCCCUGGACAUCACCUGAGGACGGGAAAUUUUAACUUUAAUUUUUUUUAUUUGU